AGGAGGGCGGCAAUUCACCCCGCCACCUGUCUACACACUUCAAUACUCCUCGGUGUGCGUCUGGCAUUUCCGGAGCUCUUCAAUGCCACAAACAAAAGCACCCUGUCAAGUCUGACUUCCUAACACCGCCAAGGAGGCGUGGCUUCGGGACCGGAAGAACGUCCGGUUGCCAAGGGAACGUUACGCGCCUAGGCGCCUGCCCAGCCACUGAUGCUCCCGCUGAGGCACAGGCUACCAGUUCACCACACUUGGAGAAGCGGCUUUGCGCAGGAGCAGGGAUUCUUCCAAUGGAGGUAUAGAGAAGAAGGCUGAGAGACGCCCGAUUCUUAUCCCAGGGACGGAGACGAGUGAGUGGUCCAUUCCUGUUCCUCUUCAGCUCCCGGGCGCUCAAAGACCAGCUUGUUUGUAAAUAUUUGAAUCACAAUAUGGGAUUGCUAGACAGACUUUCAGGCUUGCUUGGCCUAAGGAAGAAGGAGGUUCAUGUUUUGUGCCUUGGGCUGGAUAAUAGCGGCAAAACAACAAUCAUUAACAAACUUAAACCUUCAAAUGCUCAAUCUCAAGAUAUAGUUCCAACCAUAGGAUUCAGCAUAGAGAAAUUCAAAUCAUCCAGUUUGUCUUUUACAGUGUUUGACAUGUCAGGUCAAGGAAGAUACAGAAAUCUCUGGGAACACUAUUACAAAGAAGGACAAGCCAUCAUUUUUGUCAUUGAUAGUAGUGAUAUUUUAAGAAUGGUUGUGGCCAAGGAAGAACUUGAUACUCUUCUGAAUCAUCCAGAUAUUAAGCACCGCCGAAUACCAAUCUUAUUCUUUGCAAACAAAAUGGAUCUUAGAGAUUCAGUGACAUCUGUAAAAGUGUCUCAACUUCUGUGUUUAGAGAACAUCAAAGAUAAACCAUGGCACAUUUGUGCUAGUGACGCCAUAAAAGGAGAAGGAUUGCAAGAAGGUGUAGACUGGCUUCAAGAAAAAACAAUACAAUCAGAUCCAGGCUGUGAAGACCUGAAAAGAUAGUAUUUGGAAACUUCAACAAUUUUUAAUUCAAGAAAUGUAUCUUAAGGCAAACUGAAUACUUCCAAAAUUUUUAAAGAUGUUUGUGCAGCUAAGAAUACUUUAUAAUCUUCUGCUUGCAUUUAUGGACUCUGAGUGAGCUUUGUAAGAACAAAGGACUGCAGGUAUGCUUAUCUGACCAUUAAUUAUAUUAAAAUUAAAUCUUUCCUCAGAA
This is a messenger RNA of Suricata suricatta (meerkat), 1218 nucleotides long. It is a transcript of the gene ARL6, whose product is annotated as ADP ribosylation factor like GTPase 6. Gene Ontology annotation, cellular component: cytoplasm; axoneme. Bases 426 to 1007 code for a protein of 193 amino acids. Lineage: Eukaryota; Metazoa; Chordata; Mammalia; Carnivora; Herpestidae. The transcript has 9 exons. Gene Ontology annotation, biological process: protein localization to cilium; vesicle-mediated transport; cilium assembly. Gene Ontology annotation, molecular function: GTPase activity; GTP binding. The record is from RefSeq and is a predicted model, not a curated record.